Molecule: messenger RNA, 1611 nt
Organism: Phymastichus coffea
Lineage: Eukaryota; Metazoa; Arthropoda; Insecta; Hymenoptera; Eulophidae
Gene: Nipsnap
Product: protein NipSnap
Exons: 5
Coding region: 185-1036 (283 amino acids)
Cellular component (GO): mitochondrion
Source: RefSeq, a predicted model, not a curated record
UGCCGAAGUCGUCUGUGGGCAGUUUGUUUAUAUCUCGACACUCGACAGUGCAAGUACCCACUUGGCCAGCAGUGGUGAUGUGGUGUUCGUUGAGAGCACCCCCACCUUGAAACUUUAUCAGUCGUUGCGAUGAUUGGUCAAUCAUAACCGGGAGCCCAGCAGCAGCUCCGUGGCUGCAAUAAGAAUGGCCGCCGCGUUGAGAAGGAAUCUCGGAAUUCUGCAGCCGUUCCUCGGCAAAACGCAUUUUCCACAAUCUACUUAUCACAGGCAAAUAUCGGGAUCAUCGGCUCGCCAACAGGACGAAGGAUGGCUGAGCAAACUACUUGUCAGGAAGAUUGAGCCUACUAAAGAGCCUCAUUCAAGGAUGCUUUCUGACAAACAAAUUAUCUAUGCCUUACACACGCACAAUAUCCGCCCUGACUCUCGCGAUAAGUACCUUAGAAAUUAUGUUCAUAAUGUUGAAUACCUUCAUUCUAAAAAACAAGAUUUGAAUCUUGAGCUUGUUGGAUCAUGGACGGUUGAAGUUGGAGAUCUGGAUCAAGCUCUUCAUCUUUGGUCGUAUGGAUCUGGAGGAUAUCAUAGCAUUGACAAGGCACAAGCUCUACUUGCCAAAGAUGAUACAUACCAAAAACUCCUUAGUGAACGAGGUAACUAUCUGAGAUCGCGACAUUUGCAAUACUUACUAACGUUUAGCUACUGGCCAGCAAUUAUUGCAAGAGAAAGUGAGAAUAUUUAUGAAGUAAGAAGUUACACUCUUAAGCCAGGAACAAUUAUUGAGUGGGGCAACAAUUGGGCAAGAGCUAUCAAUUUUAGACGCAAUAAUAACGAACCUUUUGCUGGAUUUUUUUCGCAAAUCGGUCGAUUAUAUAAUGUUCAUCACUUUUGGUGUUACAAAGAUUUACAAACUCGCAAAGAAACACGUGAGAGUGCUUGGCGGUCACCUGGUUGGGAUGAAUGCGUAGCUUACACAGUUCCUCUGAUUCGCGAACAUCAUUCCCGCAUUUUAAAACCAACAUCCUAUUCACCAACAAAAUAAAUACGUUACACCUUAUCUAUAAAGCAAUGCAAGCGUGAAAAUUUAUAUUGAAAGUUAGGAGAUUUGACGAAAGCAGUGGUAUACUGUUCUUUCAUAUGUUCAAUGUGUAUAUUCGCAUUUGUAUAUCUGUAAAAGUUCGAAUUAUUGUAAAACAAUAAUGUACAAAAGUAAUAGAGUUUUUUAGUUAUAUUAUGAUGUAUAAAAUCAACUAUUCCAUUUAAUAGAAAGCUGUAGACAAAAACAAAAUAAGAGUCUUUUACCCAAGCAAACAAGCUAUGAUAAUAGCCAAUAAAAUAGAAAUAUUACUUUUUUUCAUCAGGCUGUAAAAAGAAACAAAAAAAAUACAAUCUUAAAAUUGGAAAUAAAAUUAUAUAAAAUAGGAUUACUGGAUUGUAAUAUAAAAAAUUGAUUUGAAUACUUUUUAGUAUCAAUGUUUUAUUAUCCAUUCGACAUAGCGGGUCUUUGUUCGACAUAUUUUAUUUUACUAAACCUUUGAGGCUUCAUUGACAAUUAAUUAUUUUGAUUGCACUUACGACCAUUUAUUUAGCAGAUACUCGUGCGGUUUUUGUCACUGU